AUGAGCCUACGGUGGCAGCGGCUCGUGCCGCUCCUCUUUGUCAUACUAUCGACAUUCCUUUCCUUUUCAUCGGCGCAAUUCGGCGGCAGUGAGCACACGCAUUCACAACAGAAACCACUAGGCAGGGGUCCAGUACCUUCCGGAUCACCACAGUCAGGCGAACAGCCGGCAUGGAAGUCAAGAUGGGGCACUGCAGAAAAGGGGGAAGCUCGGGGCAAAGGAAACGCUGCGUUCAAAGAGGCGACUUCGCUGCUCCACAAGGUUAAACCCGCGGCUGCACCUUGGUGGGACUUUGACAAGAACGCUGGCAUCGUCGGAGCGGGCGCAUACUAUGCAAAAGAGCUGUUCUUCCUACUUUUCAUGAACGGUCCCGCCGGACCUGAGCCUUUCACGACCGACGCCCAACCGAAGAAGCUCAGUCAGCCUCUGUCGCAAGCUGUUCAGCUGCUGGAAGAUGCAGCAGCGCAAAAGGAUGCCGACGCGAUCUUCACACUUGCAGAACUGAACUUCUACGGCAACUACUCGCAUCCGCGCAACUACUCCGAGGCUUUCCGACGAUACCACGAACUGGCGACGCUUGACGGAAAUGCCUCUGCACAGCACAUGGUAGGCUUCAUGUAUGCUACAGGCAUAGGAGGCGCCGUUGAGCAGGACCAGGCCAGGGCAAUGCUCUACCACACGUUGGCAGCAGAAGGCGGGGAUGUGCGGUCGGAAAUGACCAUUGCGUACCGCCACUCGUCUGGAAUAGCGACACCGCGAAACUGUGACGAAGCUGUACACUUUUACCGGGAGGUGGCCAAGAAGGCGAUCGCGUAUAUGCGAUCUGGGCCACCAGGAGGCCACUCGAUGCCGCGGGAGUCUUUCAGAAUCGCUGACGAGGAGGGCGGUGUUUAUGGGGAAGGCGCAAGCGCAAGCAGCUCAGGACGCAACGCCAAAACAGCCAGUGUCCACUCGGACGCCUACUCCUCUCUGGAUGAUGUGGUCGAGUAUAUGGACCUCCAAGCGAGGAAGGGCGACGCAAGAGCAAGCUUCAACUUGGCGAAGCUCAACUACGAUGGCGCCAGAACCUCGAAACGAGAUUUGCCUGCCGCAAAGAAGCGUUUCUUGGAGCUUGCCCGCAUGUACUGGGACAAGAACGGCAAGACAAAGCAGGGCGUGUCCCCGCUCACCGAGAAGCUGGCGGCGAAGGCCGCUGGCUACUUGGGUCGUAUGUUCCUACGUGGCGAAGGUAUGCCACAAAGCUUCGAUAUCGCCAGGACGUGGUUUAAACGGGGCAUUGAGCACGGCGAUGCGCUUUCGCAGUAUUCAAUGGGCAUCAUGUACCUGAAGGGACUCGGAGUGCCAGAGAAUCCUGUCAAGGCUGCUGAGCUGUUCGGUGCAGCAGCAGACGAUGACCUAGCAGUAGCUCAGGUACGUCUCGGAGCACUCUUCCUCGACCAGGGCGAUGUUCCUACAGCAAUGAAGUACUUCGACUUGGCCACACGACAUGGGCAUCUCGAGGCCUAUUACUAUCUGGCCGAGCUCGCACACCAUGGUGUCGGCCGCGACAAGUCCUGCCACGUUGCUUCUGCUUACUACAAGAUCGUGGCGGAGAAGGCCGAACUCAUCUCAACAUCCUUUCCAGAAGCAAACGAGGCCUACGCUAACGGAGAUCUCGAGACAGCACUUGUCCGCUACAUGAUGGCUGCUGAGCAGGGCUUUGAGAUUGGCCAGGCCAAUGUUGCCUACUUGCUCGACCAGGUCAAGCCCAAGUUCACCCUCGGCUCGCUUGUUCCUUUCGUGCAGAGGAAAGCUAGUCUUGCCAGUGAUGCUGUCCUGGCCUUGAUUUACUGGACGCGUUCUGCCGAGCAGAAGAAUGUCGACUCCAUGGUGAAGAUGGGAGACUAUUAUCUCCAAGGCUUCGGAACAUCUCCGGAUUAUGAGAAGGCGGCAGCUUGCUACCAAGCCGCAGCCGAGACUUUGCAGAGUGCGCAAUCAAUGUGGAAUCUGGGCUGGAUGCACGAGAACGGUAUUGGCGUUGACCAGGACUUCCAUCUGGCGAAGAGACACUACGACUUGGCGCUUGAGACAAAUCCUCGCGAGGCGCACCUGCCAGUUUUGCUGGCGUUGUACAAGCUCAGAUUCCGCAGUUGGUGGAACACCAUUACCAAUGGAAAGAUCAAGUCCAUCCAGGACGAGCCAACCGUCAAGAAAGACUUUUCCCUCACCGAAUGGCUCAGCGCAUUCCUGGAAGCCGAACUCGCAGGCUGGGACGACUACGAGCCCGACGACUACGAAGAUCACAUUGAUGGUGGUGAUGGCUACUACGGCGACGAGAUCGACUCGGACAUACUCGAGAGCCUUGUCAUCCUUGCGCUCAGUGGAGCUUUGGCAUUCUUGUUGUAUUAUCGUGCACAGCGUCAACGGCGGCAGGAAGAGGAACGGCAGAGACAGCAGUUGCAGCAUCUGCAGGCGAACGGCCUGGCGCCAGCUGCUCCCCAAGCUCCUGCCCAGCCUGCUCAGCAGCAGGAUCCCGCAUUCCAGCCAGACAAUAUGUUCUGGGCUGGUGGCGGCGCCGGCCUGUGA
This is a messenger RNA of Ascochyta rabiei, 2565 nucleotides long. RefSeq names its product ERAD-associated protein. Gene Ontology annotation, molecular function: protein binding. Gene Ontology annotation, cellular component: endoplasmic reticulum membrane. The transcript has 3 exons. Gene Ontology annotation, biological process: ERAD pathway. Bases 1 to 2565 code for a protein of 854 amino acids. The record is from RefSeq and is a predicted model, not a curated record. NCBI's taxonomy places the organism in Eukaryota, Fungi, Ascomycota, Dothideomycetes, Pleosporales, Didymellaceae.